Messenger RNA from Trypanosoma theileri, 1527 nucleotides. Its product is annotated as flagellar associated protein. NCBI's taxonomy places the organism in Eukaryota, Euglenozoa, Kinetoplastea, Trypanosomatida, Trypanosomatidae. The transcript has a single exon. The coding region runs from base 1 to 1527 and encodes 508 amino acids. Gene Ontology annotation, cellular component: axoneme; axonemal dynein complex. The record is from RefSeq and is a predicted model, not a curated record. Gene Ontology annotation, biological process: regulation of cilium movement; axonemal dynein complex assembly; cilium-dependent cell motility.
AUGCCAGUGGAAGAGAAAAAGAAGGGAAAGCGACGGGCGAAGAAGCCCGUGAACCCCGUGGCUCUCGAACAGGCCCGCGUGGAGGAGGCGGAGCGGCGGCGGCGGCAGGAAAAUAUUCUCGUCGCCCGCCUGCAGGAGAUGCGGAGCGAAGAGGCCGCCAUGACCCGCGAGGCGGAGGUCGCCGUGGAGGCGCGAUGGAUGAUUUUUCUGCGGGAAUGCAAGCGGAAGGAACUCGUGGCGGAGAUUGAAAUGGUGCGGCGGGCCUUCGAGACGGCCAUUGAUCGGAAGAACGCCAUUAUUGAAAUGUUGUUUGAUGACUUGGAUCAGGUGGAGGAGCAGCACCGACUUGUCUUUCAUGCCCACAUGACCGCAGUGGAUACACUCAUUCAGAUGCAGAGUAAACGCAUGGCCGAGUUGGAAGGAGAAUUUGAGGCGGAUCUUCUUGAGAUGAAGGGAGAUUACGAGAAGGAAAUGAUGGAAUUGGUACGUAAGCAUGAAUAUGAGGUGGCCGAUCUCAAACUUAUUCUUGAAAAUAUGGCAACAGAAGCAGAACAGUUGGAGAAGAAACUACAAGAAGAUACCUCAGAGGCACAUGAUACAGCAAUGGAAAAGAUGGAAGAAGAAAGAAAACAAAUGCAGAAUGAACUUAUUCGAAUGAGUGAAUAUAUAAGAGCUGAACUAGAUACACGUUACAAGGAGUUUAUGACAACAGCACAAGUUAAUAUGAAAGAUUAUAUGGAUAAAUCAAAGGAAGAUGCAGAAACUACAGAACGUAUUGCUUCGCAGCUUAAACGUAUUGAAAAAUUACAAGAAAGUGUAACCUCAUGGAGAACAAAUUUGGCUCGUAAUGCUAAAGAAUGGGAACAGAAAAAUAGUGCCAUUCAACAAGAAAGGGAUGCUACUAUUCGUCAUUUAAAGGCACUUAAAAAUAAAAUGCAAAACUGGAGAAAUAAAGAAGCUUCUAGACUUGCUGAAUUUAUUAAAAAUGCCAAGGAUAGUGAAGAUCAGCUACGUAAUGUAGCGAAACGGGCUGAGAAAAUCUUGAGACUGGUAGAACUUAGUAAACCUCUAGAAACAGAACGUGAACAGGUUCUAUCCUUUGAAUUAAAUGUAUCUACAAAUGAGAUUGAACAAGAAGUAAAACGUCUUAUUGCAAGUGAUGAUGUAGUACAAAAGGAUGAAGCUCUUGCCCCUGAUGGAGCCGCAUUCUCAGAGGAGUGGCGGUUGUUGGAACGUUUCUGGAUAAAAUACAAUAAGGUGGUGCUGGAUAAUGUCGCUAUCUCACAAGAGAAACAUCAUCUAGAGGAGGAAAAUCAAAAGCUUCAAGUCUUACUUAAACAAUACUUGAAUGAAAUUAGUGUCAAUGACAACGUUAUGCAAGGACCCAACACCCUCUUACUUACAAGUAAGGUUCCUAACGUGGUAGAGGCACAUAAAAAAUCGAACCAGCCUGGUCGUGGGUAUAAUACAGUGAUAGAAGGCAAUAAGUUUGUCCAAGAUGUAUCAAGACAAGUGGCACUUCGUUAA